Messenger RNA from Adineta ricciae, 576 nucleotides. The record is from the annotation of a GenBank genome assembly. Lineage: Eukaryota; Metazoa; Rotifera; Eurotatoria; Adinetida; Adinetidae.
AUGGAAUUAUGUUUAUCACAAGUUCUAUCCAACUGGGAUGAAGUCGAAGUUCGUACUGUUCCAAAUGUCAUGUAUCAAGUGGUUUGUCCAACGAACAAUACUGGUGAAGACAUUGAAUAUCGCUUUCAUUGGUUUCUUGAUUGUUCUGAGACAUAUAUUCAUAACCACCGGUAUGCCUUUGACACGUACUGUUUACAAGGUGAAUAUGAAGAGCGCUUGUGGGAAAUAAGUGAUGGGCAUUCCGGGACUCUCUCGUAUAAGUUUCCGAGAACUUCGGGAAACAAAUUCGGUACGCACAUUCCAGUACCAGGAGUGCUACGGAGUGUUAAGCAGAACCACCAUUUUCCAGGCAACACAUUACAUGUCGAACCCAAUCAGUAUCAUUCGAUCGUUCCGAUUGGCGGAGCAAAUAGCAACGUAUUAACAUUCGAUGCUAGACGACUUUGCUCAACAGCUACAGAACCGACAUUCGUACUAAGCGCAUCAGAUAGUAUUCAAGCACCGACCGACGAGAUUCGACCAGCAACGGCACAAGAGCGGCAACUGGUUCAUGAGAAGCUUAUAAGUUUGUCAUAG